UGCGCAACGUUUAAUUUCUCUUUUUUUUAUUUAUUUUGUAAUUUUGUAUUUAGUUACUGGAAAUGGUCCAAUAUUGAGAUCGAAACAUCUAAUAAAUGCAAUUAUGAAGAAUAACAUAAUUUUGGCGCCCCUUAUCUAGUGCGGUGACUCUCAUUUACCCGUUUUAUUUAUUUAUGGAUAUUUAUUAUUAUUAUUAUUAUUAUUAUUAUAGAUCAUGAUAUAUUAAGUUAUCUUUAAUUUCUUUGUCUGUUUAUUUCUUAAAAAAAAAUUUUUUUUGCAGACACCUAAGGCAAAUAUUAAGAGAGAAAUAUGAUAUUUUUAAAAUUAUUAUUAAGUAGCGGUUUAAUAUUUUUUGCUGCGGCGGCUCCUUUGACCAACAAACAGUCAUUUAUAUUACUGGAUUAUAUAAAACCAGAGCAUUACAACAUCAAGCUUAUACCAUAUGAUGAAGAUACUUUCUAUGGCGAAUGCAACGUCAGCAUUAAUAUUCUUCAACCCACACAUACCAUAAAUUUACAUUUAGAUGUACAAUGUAUACUGGAUAUAGAGUUAACUGAUAAUCCACCAAGAUUUCAGCAAUCUGAUGACAAAAAAAUGGUCAUUUAUAAACCAAUACAAUAUUUACGUGAUAGUAAGACGCAGAUUGCUGAGUUUUCCUUCAAGAAUGAGAUAGCAUCGGGGCGUUAUACCUUGAAUAUGAAAUUUAUCGGUAUUAUAGCUGAUAAUGAAGGUUUUAGAACUUUUUCUUUUAUAAAAAGUAAAUUGGUCCGUGUUAUGGCUGAUAAAAAAAGCAACGAAACUUUAAUUUUAAUGGAAAGUGAAGAUAACAAUAGAGGGUGGAUAGCUGCAACACAUUAUCAGAUAGAUGGUGCCCGGCAUUUGUUUCCAUGUUGGGACAAACCGGAAUUAAAAGCGACCUUUGAUAUUUCUAUAAUACAUCCUCUUGGUUACACGGCUUUUUCAAAUAUGCCAACACGACAAAUAAAAGUACUUCAAAAUAAUAUGAUAUCGAUAAACUACGAUACUACUCCUGCAAUGUCUACUUCUGUCAUCGCGGCAGUUAUAGUUAAUCGUGCAGAAUUAUUAAUUCGUAAUGCGCUUGGAACUGUGGCCAAUAUGUUAAACAGAAAGAUCAUUUCAUAUCUCCUGUAUCAUGCACAAAAUAUUGUGGAAGAAGUUACGGAGCAUUUGAAAAGCGAAUGGAGAAGAUCACAGAAAAUGUCUCGGCAAAUAGAUCAUAUAGUAAUUCAACAUUUCGAUGAUAAAAACAUGAUAACUUCAGGGAUUGUUUUAUAUAGAGAAUUUGAUAUUGUGUACAAAGAAAUAUUAGAUCCCGUUGGGCGUAAAAUUAAAGUGCUUCGCUUAAUAGUUAGUAAAAUAUUACGAGAAUGGUUUUCAUUUCGGUGGUCACACUCUUGGUUAACCGAGGCUUUUAUUACAUUUUUUGGAGCCUAUGUAGUCGAUAAGGCUAUCCCAAAUACUCGAAUAAUGGAUUUAUUCGUGGUUCAAAUUCAACAAGAUUGUCUGCAUCUAGACGUUGAGUACAGUAUGUGGCCUCUUAGCUCACAAAUCAAUAGUUCUUUUGAAAUUCCUUAUUACAUCAGAGCAUCCGUUAUAUUGCAUAUGUUGCAACACACAGUUGGCAAAGAAGCAUUUUGGAAAGGUAUCCGUACAUAUAUAUAUGACAAUACAUAUAAGUGGGGCGCUUUUAAUGAUUUCUGGACAGCUAUGCAAACUGCCUUCGAUAAAAUAUCAUACUUUCCAUUUGAAGGAUUUAAUAUAACAAAACAGAUGGCUCCUUGGAUGAAGCAAAAGCAUUAUCCCGUCUUGAAAGUGAUACGGAAUCCUGGUGGUUUUAAAAAUAUAACACUAGAAGUUCUCAAUACAUCAAAUAAUUGGAGCAUACCUCUAACGUAUACUACACAAGCAGAUUUGAAUUUUAACGAUACUUUACCUGAGAUUUGGUUAAAUAUGUCAGAUAUGGGAGGGCAUGCAUAUAUUUUGGAUAUUGCAAAUAGUAAUUUUGAUAGAGAGCUUAACGAGUCUGAAUGGAUAAUAUUCAACAUAAAACAAACUGGAUAUUAUAGGGUCAAUUACGAUGCUAAAAACUGGCAAUUAAUUUCGAAUUAUCUAGACUCGCCGCAUUUCAUGAACAUACAUGUUCUCAAUCGUGCUCAACUUAUCGAUGACGCGUUUCACUUAAUGAUAGCACGCCAACUCGAUUCUUCUAUAUUCUGGAAUCUCACGAGAUAUUUACACCGAGAGGAAGAUUAUGUGGCAUGGUAUCCUAUGUUCAAAGCUUUAGAACAAAUGUCGAGUGUUUUUCAACUACAGGAUUUAGAAGUUGAUGCUAUUAAGAAAAAUAUGAACAAAAUAUUCAAUAUACUACUUCAAAAACUUGAAUAUGAUGAAAUCAUCGAUUUUUCAAGCCCGAUUAAGAAAUACGAGCCCGAUUUUAGAAAAUCUUUAAGAGAAGAGGCUGCAAAAUGGGCAUGUCUUUUCGGUGAAAUCAACUGUAGAAAGAAAGCCCACGAUAUAUUGAAAGAAUAUUGGCAAUUUCCACACAAGUAAUUUUUCUUAUAUGUUCACAAUAUUCUUUAGCUACGGUUUUCUGCAUCUAUUAUAAUACGACGUAUAUGAGAUAAAUUAUUCUAUCAAAAUACGCAAAACCGUAGGUUAAAUUUUCCUAACAAAAUUUUAUUUUUGUAUAGUAUUUUUCCAUGGUGGAAAGAAUGGACUUAUUGUAACGGU
Messenger RNA from Formica exsecta, 2751 nucleotides. RefSeq names its product aminopeptidase N-like. The coding region runs from base 310 to 2571 and encodes 753 amino acids. Gene Ontology annotation, molecular function: zinc ion binding; peptide binding; metalloaminopeptidase activity. Gene Ontology annotation, cellular component: cytoplasm. The record is from RefSeq and is a predicted model, not a curated record. Gene Ontology annotation, biological process: peptide catabolic process; proteolysis. Lineage: Eukaryota; Metazoa; Arthropoda; Insecta; Hymenoptera; Formicidae. The transcript has 8 exons.